ACAUUCUGCCUGGUUGUCAUGGCUCAGAAGGGUUCAGGUGGCUCAGAUGCCGCAACACCUAAUACUACGACGACGUCGGCCACCAAAGGCACCGCUGAGAGCAAGCAAUCUUCUAAUGCACCCUCAUCCGGUCCAUCGACGUCGUCGUCGUCAUCUGCAUCGGUUCUGCCCAAAAUGUCAGAUCCCGGUCCACCACAAGCCAUGGGAAGUCCAGCGUCAGAAUCGACGACAAAGUCGACUUCGACUGCCAAGGACGCGACGGCCGGAACAACGGCAUCUCCUUAUGGCACGCGAUCCCGCAACAGGGGCGGCAACUCUCGUCCCAAUUACGCAGAGGACAAAGACAUGGAUAUGGACAUUUUUGAGCAGUUGCAUCCUCAGAAGCGGGAUGACGACAGCAAGAAGACGUCGCGCCAAAUAGCAUCUUCGUCAGCCACCAACACUGGCGACACACACAACACACCUCCGCCACCACCUCGCACCACCAACGGGUCGUCGUCCAGAAAGCCGUUGCCCAUGGACAACAAGCAGUCCCAGGCUGCAGCCGCCAAAGAGUCAUCGUCAAAUGCUAACCAGGCAACCGGCGCUGGAUCAACUGGAUCCACCCAGACCACCUCGAAAAAGCGAAAAGCUGCUUCACAAACUAGCAGUAAUCAGCCACCAGCGGCGGAAUCGACGCACGUGCCAUCCAACGCCAAGAAGCCCAGUAAUAAUAAUCACAACAGCAACGCUGCAUCGAGCCACGGCGCCGACAAGGGAUAUGCUGCUACUAAUUUGCUCACUUUCGAAAACUGUGGCGCGCGGCCCAAGGAUGGCAAAUUGAUUGCUGACGAUGGCACAUAUCUUGAAGUCAAUGACCAUGUCUACCUGGUUUGCGAGCCCCCGGGCGAACCCUAUUAUCUCGCCAGGAUUAUGGAGUUUCUACACGCAAAGAACGACCCUUCGCAACCGGUAGAUGCUUUGCGUGUAAAUUGGUACUACCGUCCAAAAGAUAUUGCCCGUAAGGUGAACGAUACUAGGGCGGUUUUUGCCACCAUGCACUCGGACAUUAGCCCUUUGACAUCGCUCCGCGGGAAAUGCACAAUCAAGCACAAGGCAGAGAUCAAGGGCAAGCUCGAGGAGUACCGCAAAAAUCCGGAUUGUUUCUGGUUCGAGAAACUCUACGACAGGUACAUACAGAAAAACUACGAGGUGAUCCCGACGUUUCAGAUCAUCAAUGUGCCCGAAAAGGUCAAGAAAGUCCUCGAUGAGAGGUGGAAAUACAUCCUGGUCGAACAGGGCCGGGGCAAGGAGCUCACCAGCGCCGUCAAGACGUGCAGAAGGUGCUCUGGCUAUUGCGCAAGUAAUGAUUCUGUCGACUGCGCUGUAUGUGAGCACACGUACCACAUGAACUGUGUGCGACCACCCCUGCUCAAGAAGCCAUCACGUGGCUUCGCCUGGUCCUGUGCCGCCUGCAGUAGAGCCCAGGAGCGCAAGCUGGAGGCUCGCAAUACGCCAAAUGUCAGCCUGGAUCCAAAUGCAGAGGCCGAGGAGGAGGAGUUUUUUGACGAGGAAGAGGAGGAUGCUGGCCUCGACACCGGCCGCACCAGUCCCGCUGAUGGCGCCAACGAUAUGCACAUCCCUGCAACCGAGGAGCAGAUGUAUCACGCCAGCCUCUGGCCAUAUCGCUAUCUGGGAAUUCACUGCAAGGUUGAGGACGCCCUCGAUUACGACGAUCGAAUAUAUCCCCGUGCAUCGACUCGUGUUGGCCCGAGACAUCAAGCGACGGUGCUCGACUGGCCCGGCCGACCUGUCCAAUACGUCAAGGCUCCCGAAAUCGAAAUCAAAAAGACGGGUCGCAAAGAUGGGAAGUUGAACAAGGAAGCGCAAGCUGCCCUCGAGGCCGAAAAAGUCGCCAAGGCCAAACGCCCCAAGUGGAUCCAGGAUGAGCCCCCUGGCUACGUGCCCCGGGGCGAGGACUACCCCAAUGACGAUCCCCGAAAUACCGCUCAGCUCCACUGGAAACCCCCUGAGCUUGGACACCCGGAGGAAUCAGGACGGGAAGAUGCGCCUAUUUCAGAAGCGGAGAUUGACAAGUAUAUGGAGGAAGCGAAAGCAAUGGCGCUGGAUCUUGACCUCCCGGAGCACUCUACGAAUUUGCUGGAUCAGGCACUCCGACUUCUUUACGAACACGGCUACGAUGUGGAUCGUGCACUGGAAGAACUCCCCAAGCUGAGUAAGGAGGCUUUCGACGAACCUCAGCUCACGGCCGCCGAGCUCAAAAAGUUCGAGGAAGGCAUCUCCAAGUUUGGCUCAGAGCUUUAUAGCGUCAAGAAACACGUCAAGACGGUCAAACCAGGGACCCUCGUACGUUUCUACUACACAUGGAAGAAGACGGAGCGCGGAAAGCAGGUGUGGGGCAACUACUCUGGCCGCAAGAGCAAGAAGGAGGCCAAGGAAGCCAAGAAAGCGGAGACAGCCUCGCAGAAUAAAAUGCAGGACGACGUCGCAGACGAUCACGAUGACUCAGCUUUCGACGCCGCCAAGGCCGCGGAAAAGAAACGGUCUUUCAUUUGCAAAUUCUGCAACACCAAGAACUCGCGACAGUGGAGACGCGCGCCAAAUGCAUCAGGGGCUUUGGUCACAGAGAGCGGGGGCAAAGGUGCCAACAAGGACAAGGGCGUCCAGUAUGUUGUGGCAUUAUGCCGAAGGUGUGCUGAGCUCUGGCGCCGCUACGCCAUUCAGUGGGAGGAUGUCGACCAGCUCUACAGCAAGGUGGCACAGGCCGGCGGCCGAGCAUGGAAGAAGAAGAUAGAUGAGGAGCUGCUCAAGGAGAUCGUCGCCGCUGAGCAAAGAAGCAAGAACACGCCGAGCAGUAGUGGUGCGGCCACGCCGCCAUCGAACACCACGCCCGCCCCCGUUUCCACUCAGCCAGCAGCUUCGGGUCAAGAACCGGCGCGGAAGAAACAGAAGAUAACGCAGCCGCCCCAAGACAAGGAUGUCGAAAUGACUGGCACGGAGCCUGUCAGCACAACGACAACGGCACCCGCAUCCAAGAAAAAGGAAAAAGCCAACAUCGAAAAGGAGAAGGAGAAGGAGAAGGAAAAGGAGAAAGAGAAAGAGCCUGUCAAAGAAAAGAAGGAAGCGCCAGCUCCUCCCCCUGUUCCGGAGAUACCCAAGCCGCGAACGAUGCCAUGCGCUAUCUGUCGGCAGCUGGAACCUCUGGGCGACCAGCAUCUUACGUGCAAAGAAUGUCGCAUGACGGUGCAUCGGAACUGCUAUGGCGUCGUCGACAAUCGCAACCCUGGGAAGUGGGUGUGUGACAUGUGCAUUAACGACAGAAGUCCGCAUGUCUCCAUUCAUUACAAAUGUGUCUUGUGUCCUGUUGAAUAUACCGAGCACGACUUUGUGGAACCGCCAAAGAUAUCUCACAAAAAGAAGACGGAAAAGGAUCGCGAACGCGAGCGCCAAGAACGCGAGGCCGCCGUCAACGCUGCAGAAUAUUAUCGGAAACGCCAGGAAGAGCUGAACCGCCCGGUCAACCCUCGGGAGCCGCUGAAGCGAACAGCCGACAACAAUUGGGUCCAUGUCACUUGCUCGGUGUGGACGCCUGAAGUCAAGUUUGGCAAUGCCAAAGCUCUCGAGCCCAGCGAAGGCAUCCCGUCUAUCCCAAGAUCCAGGUACUCUGAGGUUUGCGAGGUCUGCAAAUCUACGGAUGGUGCAUGCACGAACUGUCCUCAGUGCAAGGCAUCAGUACAUGUCGAGUGCGCCCAUCAGUCAGAUGACUACGUCCUAGGUUUUGAGAUCACUCCUGUAAAGGGAUCACGGCGAGAUCAACACAACAUCGUGACUAUUGGCGGUGAGAGCGGCUCCAUGAGCGCAUCUGUGUGGUGCAAGCUUCAUGCACCGAAGAAGACGGUUGUGCAUCAAAUGUACGAUGCGGUCGACGAAGCGGGAACGAAUGCUUUGCAACUCUACGUGCAGAACUUCAAGAAGGCAGAUCUUACUCUUACUGGCUGCGCACGAAAGGCCAACUUGAUUAGCACUGCUGCGCGCAUGUCCAACCCGAUAGUGACGACAACUACGGCGGCGAAUCGCAGAGCAUCGACUACGACGGUUCCGACAACCACCCCUUCAGCAAUGCACAUCCACAGCCUCCUCAACGGGGAUAGCCCUGGAGACCCCCACGACCUCGCAGUCCCAGGUGGCAAGAUAUGUAUAACAUGCGGAGUCGAUGUCAGCCCUCGAUGGUAUCCCAUCAGCGAUACUCACGAGCGGGAGCUUGCAAACGGUCACUAUGGUAGUCUCGGCACGGAGGCGCAGAAGUUUGCCGAGCAGCGACAUUUCCAGUGUCACAAAUGCAAGAAGCUCAACAAGCAACCCAAGUCUCAUGUGCCGCCGCCGCCGCCGCCACAAGACCCUCCGCCGGUUGCUGCGAACACUAUCAGUGCCCAAGGACCUGAAGCAACAGCACAUUCGGCAGCUGUUAUGACGAACGGCAUAGAUCACGGUCCUAAUGGCGUUGACGCGAUUCGUCGGGGCACACCACCUCUGACUAGCCCUCGCCAGCCAGAACACGAUCAUAUACCGGGGAGGCCCAGUCCGUACCUAUGGCAAUCCGGACUUCAGGCUCCGCAUCCGACCGGCUUGGCGCACCCUCCGGUCCCCAUACAGGGCCCGCCACCGCCAAUGCAGGCACCCCCUCUACAGCCGCCGCCGAUAGCUCCGCCACCAAUGGCACGUAGCAUGUCAGGCCGCGGUCAAUCUGGUGUACAGCCUCCAGUGCCGGUACCACCCUCCCAAGCAUAUCAACCGUUGCCACCGCCGCCUCCGCCUCAUUCGGCAGCAUCUGGCCCAUACGGCGAUUGGCAUCGGACCACCCAUCACGGACCUCCAAUGAACGGUGGUCCUCCGUCACGUGCAUCGCGAAUUUCCCCGAUCAUACCGCCGUUGGCGCCACCAGCUCUUCGUCCACCAUCUCUCCACCAUUCGCCUCAUGCUCCUCAUGCGCACCUGACCAACGGACACAUGGUCAACGGCGCGGGUGCACCAGGAAGACGAUUAAGCGGGCCGCCGCCGCCGCCAUCGCGGGAGGGUCAGGCCCCGUACAUGGGAAGCUAUCAUUCUCCGGCCCCAUACCAUAGUCCAGCGCCGCACCAAAGCAACGGGACAAUCGUGCCGCCUCGUAUAGAUCACGCAUUUGCGUCAGUUCUCAACCCUCCGAGAGCAUAUGGGAACAGCGGUAGCGUGCAACCGCCUGCGCAUAUGGGCACUGUGGCUAGGGACGCUCCUCUCUCUAGGGAUGGACCACUUCUUCCCCAGCCGCCGCCACCGGCUAGGGCACCUGAGACGAGACCUGCAACAGGUGCCAGCGCCAGCCCUUCGUUGCGAAAUCUACUGUCUUGA
Molecule: messenger RNA, 5385 nt
Organism: Pyricularia pennisetigena
Lineage: Eukaryota; Fungi; Ascomycota; Sordariomycetes; Magnaporthales; Pyriculariaceae
Exons: 4
Coding region: 19-5385 (1788 amino acids)
Biological process (GO): histone catabolic process
Cellular component (GO): Lid2 complex
Molecular function (GO): ubiquitin-protein transferase activity; chromatin binding
Source: RefSeq, a predicted model, not a curated record